CAGAGUCACACACACACUGAAGCCAACCAAGCAGCCUUUUGGACAUAACAUUAUAAACAUGGGACAUUGGUGUGCAGUGUGUCUGUUUGUUGUUCUGCUGCUGUGUUCAGCUCCAGCAAAGGCUGAUGUAACUGAAGGGACAUUUUCUGGCAAUUCGGAUAAUUCUGAGAAAAUCAGUGCUUCCGAUGGAACAAGCAGUUUGGGAAGCUUUGAUGGCACAGCAGGACCCAGUAAGAGAAAUGGAACCGGCCGGCUGCUGGUGGUGCCGAUGGACGGUAGCCACUGGACUGUGAUGAAGGUGGUGGCAGAGGAACUGGGGCGCAGAGGCCACGCGGUAAUGGUGUUGAUGCCGGAGGUCAGCAUGCGCUUAGGCUCUGGGAAGCACUAUACAAGCAAAAGGUUUCCAGUUCCAUACACUCAGGAACUGUUUAACCAGCUGACACAAGAUUCCCAGCAGCUGAUUGGCUCUACAGCAGGUCUGUUUGAAAGGAUCUCAGGAAGACUAAAACACAUGAGAGAGAUUAUGAAUCUGAUCAUCUCCACUAGUGAGAGUUUGUUACUUAACCAUGAACUAGUGGAGUUUUUACGGAAGCAGGAUUUUGACGCAGUACUGACAGACCCUGUAACGCCCACUGGAGCCAUUUUAGCCUUUAAUCUGUCUCUGCCUGCCAUCUACAUGCUGCGUGGGUUACCGUGUGGAAUGGAUGCCAUCGCCACAGGCUGUCCCGACCCUCCUUCCUACAUCCCCCGCUUUUUCACUAAAAACACAGACCGCAUGUGCUUCACUGAGCGUGUGUUAAAUGUGGUGGUGUAUAUGCUGGAACCAGUGAUGUGUAAGCUGGUCUUCUGGUGGUUUGAUGAUGUAGCAUCACGGUUCCUGCAGCGCAGUAUCAGUAUGGCUGAGAUUCUAAACACAGCUGCAGUAUGGCUGCUGAGAUAUGACUUCACCAUGGAGUUCCCCAAACCACUCGCACCCAACACCGUGCUGAUUCCAGGACUAAACUGUGCUGCUACUGGUGCUCUGGACCCGGUAGUGUUGGAGUUUGUGGAAGGAUCCGAACAUGGAGUUGUUGUUUUCACACUUGGUUCUUUAGUGCCAUCGCUGCCAAAGGAGAAGGCAGCCAUUUUCUUCCAGGCCUUCAGAAGAAUUCCCCAAAGAGUAAUAUGGAGAUACACAGAUGAAGUUUCUCAUGAAAUACCUGGGAAUGUAAAGCUGAUGAAGUGGCUUCCUCAGAACGACCUGCUGGGUCACCCGAAGACAAGAGCAUUUAUUACUCACGGUGGCUCACAUGGUAUCUAUGAGGGCAUUUGUCAUGCUGUUCCCAUGGUGAUGAUGCCACUCUUUGGUGAUCAGGGUGACAAUGUGCAGCGAAUGGUCAGUCGUGGAGUGGGCGUAGCCCUAAACUUCUAUGACAUCACAACUGAUGUGAUAGUCAAUGCCCUGAAUGCUGUUAUCAAUGACAGCAGUUAUAAAGAGAGGAUGAUGAAACUAUCUGCUCUUCACAACGAUCAACCAGUAAAGCCGCUGGAUCUCGCAGUUUACUGGACAGAAUAUGUAAUGAGGCAUAAAGGGGCGGAGCAUCUACGCUUAGCAGCUCUUAACCUUAACUGGUUCCAGUAUCACAGCCUUGAUGUGCUUGGCUUUCUGCUGGUUGUCAUAGUGAUUGUUGUCACAGUGAUGAUAAAAUGGUUCAUGUUGUGUUUAAGAUGCUGCAGGAAGUUACAGAAAAGGAAAGUGGAGUAA
Molecule: messenger RNA, 1744 nt
Organism: Clarias gariepinus (North African catfish)
Lineage: Eukaryota; Metazoa; Chordata; Actinopteri; Siluriformes; Clariidae
Product: UDP-glucuronosyltransferase 1A1-like
Exons: 5
Coding region: 59-1744 (561 amino acids)
Molecular function (GO): UDP-glycosyltransferase activity
Source: RefSeq, a predicted model, not a curated record